Messenger RNA from Calliphora vicina (urban bluebottle blowfly), 1337 nucleotides. Its product is annotated as ESX-1 secretion-associated protein EspI. The transcript has 5 exons. The record is from RefSeq and is a predicted model, not a curated record. Bases 206 to 649 code for a protein of 147 amino acids. Lineage: Eukaryota; Metazoa; Arthropoda; Insecta; Diptera; Calliphoridae.
ACAUAAUCUUACCAAAGACAUAUAAUACCAAGAAUUUAAUUUGAAAAUUAUCAAAAUACAGUGAUAAAAGGGCAACAAGUGGAUUUGUGUAAAAUUGUAUUUCAAUUUUAGUAAUUGUGAAAUUGAAAUAAACUCAACUAAUACAAGGAGAAAGAAACAAUUUAUAGUGACUUUUCCAGACGGCAUUGACGAUUUUGACGACGCCAUGGACUUGUGGGGAAUUUUUAUGUUUUUCUUCUUGGCCUUCAUCAUAAUGAGCUGCUGUGGCUAUUGCUGUUCCCGCAAACAGCGGGGAGCUGUCUUAUCAGCACCUGUUGUUGUAACAUCAGCUACACAUACAGCACCUGGUGGUUAUCCGGUGACUCAAAUGCCUGUUGGUGCCACAACAACAGCAUAUCAAACACAAGUCUAUGCAACUCCAUAUCCACCUCAAGGAGCUCCUACACAUAUGCCCAUGCCAAUGCCUAUGGCCGGUGGUCAACCUCCAGCUGGUGUUCAACCUCCCUACCCUCCAUACCCCACAAUGUCAGCAGCAAGUAUGAACCCACCAUCCUAUGAUGUGGCUGUUAGCGGUGCUGGUGCAGGACAACCAAAUAAUGCUGCUAGUUAUCAGAAACAAGCACCCUACAAUCCUUCCUACCAAAUGUAAACAAGUUUUCCCAACAUGCAUACAAUAUUUUUUCCAUACCAACUAGAAACAACCAACGACUUCAAAAAAGGGAACUUUACUUAAAGACUUGUUAGAGAAAUUAGCAAAAAGUUGCCAUAGCAAGUAAAAAAAAACGUAAAAUGUAAAAUUUAAUAAUUAAUUAUCUUACAUAUGUAUGUAUAUAUUAGAUACAUAAUUAUAUGUAAAUUUAUUAGACAAUAUGUAAAAGCUUAAAAGUUAUUGUUUAAAUUUUUUAUAAACUUUUUAAUCGCCCCACAACGUUUAAACAAUCAUACAAAGAAUUCCAUAAUUUUCAUUGUUACAAAUCAAGUAUUCCAAAAACAAAACAACUUAAACUUAAUAAAUAAUUCUUUCAACUCUAUGUAAUUUUAAAUACGAGUUUAUUAGCUUUCAUUAUUGUGAUAUCCUUUGUACAUGUUAUAAAAAGGAAUUACUGAUUUUUAUUUUUCCAUUUUUUUUUUUUGUAUAAUUAUAAAAAUAUUGAUAAAGUUUGAUGAAUAUGCAAUUGAUUUUAUAGUAUUUACUUCUUUAUUAAACGUUUAUACAUGUACGAGUAUCUGGAAUUAUUUUAGGGACUUAAAUCAUUUUAUUGUUAUUAUUACUUUUUUAAUUUGCACAUAAACCAAAAAUAAAAAAAUCGAAUAAAAUAUAAAAAAAUGAUAUAAAA